CUUUCCAAUCACAGUAGUAAAACAAGUGGAAGAUAUUUUCCAGAGGAAGUGUACGUGUAAACAUGUGAAAUAAACACUCAACUCUCACCAAAAACAAUCCUCAUUGUAAUAUUUAUCACAAAAUUGAGAAGCAUAACGCACAGAAUGCUGCAGUUCCUAAAAAAGUCUGCAACACGGAAAAAGUCCAAUGGAAACAAAAGCGGAUAUUUGGCACAGGAAGAAAACGUAAACAAUAAAUUUGCGGCAACCGAUGAUGUAAUUGCGAUUGCGAAAGGUUGUGAAUCUGUUAGCGAUGAUGAUGCGUUACAGGAAGCCGAACGAUACUGUCUGCAGCAGGGUAUUGAGAUAUCGGAAGUGAGAUCCAGAUUGUCUCGGAAUCUUCUGGAUAUUUUAUCCGAGCAGAGCUGUAUCUGCUACUUUGUUCAGUACUUAGAGACAAGGGAAGCUCUGUCGUUGGUAAAAUUUUGGUUAGACGUCGAAAGUUUUAAAGGAGCCGCCACAACUGUAAAUGACAAGUAUGGGACAAAAAACGAAUUUCCCAAAUGUUACAGCCAUCGGGGACUGAAUCGGAGUGUUUCUUCCGAUGGUUAUGAUAAUGUUUCGUUUCAAAGUGUCGAGUGCGACUCUAUAUCCAUAUUCUCCGAAAAUGCUUUCGAUGACGCGAUCAUGACCACCACUCCCACUGACGACGGUGACCGUAGCUGUCGAACGUCACGAAGUUGUACUCCGAUUCCGUCGUCCUUAGGAGUGGUCAGCGAGGAGAAACAAUCUGAAUCAACCUCGCUAGCAGACGAUCGGAAACAGAUGUUGGAAGUCUGUGAUCUCACAAUGCGACAAUCGUUGACGGAUGAUGAGAAAACGAAAAUUUGCGAAACGAAUAAACUCAAACUGGACGAACCGAGCAAAGAGAAUAAAUUUAACUCACUGAUAAACUCCGAUGCGGUGCGAAUCUAUAGGAAGUAUUUGGUUUCUAAUUCGCCCCAUCAUAUCGAAAUGCCUGCGAUGAUUCUUUCCACUAUCUCAUUGGCGCUCUGUGAUGGAAGCUGCAGCGAAAGAAUUUUCGAUGAUGCGCAGCAGUUUUUGCUCGAUACUUUGGAGAAGCAAUAUCUGAAUGCGUUCUUGGAGAGCAGCUUUUAUUGUAAAUAUACGUUUGAGGUUCUUUCAAGCGAUAGUCUCGCACUGAGAGAUAUCCUUUUGAGUGAGAUGGCACUGUUUUACUUUAUGGAAUAUCUUGAACAGAAAGGCAAACGUCACGUACUGGAGUUUGUUGUUACAGCCAGUCACUUCCGGAGGAGUGCAGAAAAUGCCCAGGCACAAGCAGAUGCGUUGGUGCUGUAUGAGAAAUAUAUCUCUCUUCAAGCUUCUAGUUCUCUGAAUCUCAGUGAUACGAUUCGGUUUGUCAUAGAGGAACAGAUCUGUUCACAGGAUGUUGGCAAAAUAAAAUAUUGCUUUGAUUUGCCUUCGAGGAUCAUAGAGCGGUUUUUGGAAAGACGCUAUUUUAGGGGAUUCGUAAAAUCGGAACUCUACAAGAGGUAUUUAUCGGAGUUGUUGGGAAAGAUUAAAACUACUCCAGUUGGAGAAGUAUCUAGCGAAAGUCUGGCCAUUAUAGCUGGUCGACGGCAGGUGCAUUCUGAUAGAAUGCAACCGGCUGUUCAGAGACGGGGUCAUCGAAAAACGUUCUCCGACGUGACGAGUGAUAGCACAAGCGCAACAAGACAUUCAUCCUUUAUUUCGUCCCAUAACACUCUGCUAGCCAUGUCGGAUUCGAAUUUCAGCAGGAGGCGAUCAAAUCCGCUGGGGAAUGGAGCGGCAAACAGCCGAGAUAUGAUGCAUAUUGACUCACGUCAGUUGUACAAUCCGGAUCUUUUGUGGAGGAGAAACUCCACGGCAGGUUUAACCUUUGGCCGGGUCGAUGCACUUGGCAGAUAUGAACGAGAUUUUGACAUUGCUGAACCACCCCAGGACGACGACCGGUGGAGCAAAAAUCGACUGAAAAAAGCUAUGCGAAAGUUAGUUAACUUACCCGAAGAUAAAGCACAAGAGGAACUAGCAUGGCAAGUCGCUGAGAUGAUUGUGAAGGACAUCACCAGUGUUACAAUGAGUAGGGAAAAUGGAAAUCAGACGUGAUUGUGACGCGACUCUCUCUUCGUUGGUUACAUCUAGCGUUUAUAGAGUAUUUAUGACCGUACGUAUUAUUGUUUUUUUUUGAGAAAAAAAUGUUACUCUUUUCAAGAAUCUUUGUUUCUCUUUAAUAUCAAUAUUUUAGAGAUAAUUUUUACAUGUUUUUUUAUUUUUAUUUUACGCUCUAUUGUUUUUAUUGUUAUUACCAUACGUCAUAAUAUAUAUAUAUAUAUAUAUAUAUAUUUAACACAAAACAUGUACAGUUUAUGACAAAGGUAGUGGAAAGCCGGAAAAUUAGUAUUCUGAUCAACAAAUUAGCUUUUAUUUCUACUACUAUUAUAGGAGACAUUGAAACUAUAUGGUGCUUGACAAUUUCAAAUAACAAUAUGAAGUAAUAAUCAGUAAGAUAGAAAACUGCAACAUUUCCAAUUGUAUCACGAGUAUAACAAUUAAUGAUGAUAUAAGUCAAUUCGCUCUCGGAUAUUGUUUAUCUAUUAAUCCUCCCUAUUUUAUUCUCAAUCCCAUCAUCAUCGUGGCAAACAACACCAUAUCUUGGAAGCAAUAGACAGGAUGAAAAGAUGCGUGCCAAUCAGAGUAAUGGCAGGAUGUAUAUUCAAGAAGGCACCUUGUGGCUCUAUGAAAGUUCGUACAAGCAAUGUAUAGAGUUUGUGUUUGUCAGUAACCACAAAGAUAACACAAGAUCAAUAAAAGUAU
Molecule: messenger RNA, 2835 nt
Organism: Toxorhynchites rutilus septentrionalis
Lineage: Eukaryota; Metazoa; Arthropoda; Insecta; Diptera; Culicidae
Gene: pkaap
Product: A-kinase anchor protein 10, mitochondrial
Exons: 3
Coding region: 145-2127 (660 amino acids)
Biological process (GO): intracellular protein localization
Cellular component (GO): plasma membrane
Source: RefSeq, a predicted model, not a curated record